Messenger RNA from Nasonia vitripennis (jewel wasp), 1844 nucleotides. Its product is annotated as acidic mammalian chitinase. Bases 418 to 1773 code for a protein of 451 amino acids. Gene Ontology annotation, biological process: chitin catabolic process; carbohydrate metabolic process. The record is from RefSeq and is a predicted model, not a curated record. Gene Ontology annotation, cellular component: extracellular region. The transcript is spliced from 6 exons. Gene Ontology annotation, molecular function: chitinase activity; chitin binding. Lineage: Eukaryota; Metazoa; Arthropoda; Insecta; Hymenoptera; Pteromalidae.
GCGUCGGUGGGGCGAGGAGCUACACACGCAUCAGCUGCAUCACAGUGUAGAGCCUAUGCAUAUGCAGCCAGUCGUCGUCGUCGACAGUCGCCGCUUGAAUUGACGCUCGGACGGUCGCGGUGCGUUACGCGCCGCAGUGUCUCUAUAAAAUGAAUAAUAAUCUGCAACAGUGACAAAGCUCUCAUCCGCUAUCUUAUCGACGAUCAAACUCUCUCUCUUUCUCUCAUCACUGGCUGCGUUAUUUUCACCUUAUCUUGUUUUGUGAUGAUCGGCCCCAGCUGAUAUCGUUCGUGCACCUCUCGUCUAUACCUAUCAGUACGAGCAUUUUCGCGCUUGUACACUAUUGUACUUUUCCGCGUGUGCAGCUUUCGGUCGCGUGUUUAAUUGGUUGUCGUGUUGAAAGCGCGCGCAGAAUCAAUGGUUCACAAAGUCCUUGUGCCCGAGGCCGACUACACUUUGCUGGCUGGAAAACAAAAGUUUUCCUGCUACAACGUCGUCGUUGUGAUCGUCAUAUUCCUGCUGGGAUUCACUUCUCUGGGACUCUUGGCUUACAACUUCUUCAAGACUGCCAUCGCAGAGGAGAAGCUGGUCCACAAUGUCAAAGUGCCAUCCUGGAUGCAUUGGUUCUGGCACCACAAUGCCACCAAUUCCACGGCGUUUGGAUCCACCAUAAAGCCCAUCGACGAGCACUUUGUUGUGUGCUACUACACAAAGAGAAGGGAUAACUCAUCCUCUCAGUUGACACCCAAUAAUGUGGAUCCUCAUCUCUGCACACACAUCAUUGUAGGAUUUGCUUCUGUGGUGAACUGCACCUUGGAUUUGGGAGAGGAUUUGUCCAUAUACAGAGAGAUGGUGGAGCUGAAGAAGUUUGAGCCCAACUUGAAAAUCAUGGUCAGCGUUGGAGGUGCUGACAAUGAAUCUGGAUAUCCUGAAAUGGUGCUGAACCAUGCCAACAGAAAAACCUUCAUAAGGUCGGUGUUAAAUGCUACAAAAACUCUCAACUUGGAUGGACUGGAUCUCGAUUGGGAGUUUCCUGCCUGGGCUCACAAAGCUGAUAGACAGAAAAUACAUUUUGUGCAAUUGGCUUAUGAAUUGAGGAAAGAAUUUGAUCGAAGUGGUCAGAAGCUGACACUGUCAGCUGCAGUUGCUGCUCCUCAAGCCAUCAUUGACCAAAGUUAUAUAGUACCAGAAUUUUCAGAGCAUGUUGACUUUAUAAAUCUGAUGUCUUAUGAUUACCAUUUUUAUAUUUGGUAUUAUCCAGUCACGGAUUUGAAUUCUCCUUUGUAUCCGCGAUCUUUGGAAACGGGAUAUUUGACAUCCUUGAACGUGAAUUUCUCAGCAAACUAUUGGGUUUUGAAAGGAAUGCCCCGAGAAAAAAUAGUUAUAGGCAUUCCAUUGUAUGGCCAUUCCUACAAAUUGUACAACCCCUCAAACCACAAAUUGCAAGCACCUGCUCGCGGUUACGGGGAUACGGGACAUAUGGGUUUUGUAACUUAUCCUGAAGUAUGCAAAUUUUUGAAGAAUGGCGCGGUGCGAGUUUUUGUUAAUGACAGUCAUGUACCAUACACAUACAAGAAUAAUGAAUGGAUAUCAUACGACGACGUUACCAGUGUUACCUAUAAGGCAACAUGGAUUAAAUCUAAUGGCUUCAAAGGUGCAAUGGUAUUUUCAUUAAAUACAGAUGAUUGGAAUUCAACAUGUACACCAAAUCACAGAUUUCCCUUGACAAGUAUUGUAAAAAAGAUUUUCAAUUCAAAACCAAAAUUAGUUUAAGAAUGUCUUUUAACUUUUCAAAGACUGGUAAUAUCUAAGUUGUAAAUAAAGUAUUUAUAGAUUUUAUGAAA